AGGGAAAGUCUCAAAUUGUUCAGGAAGAGUUAGUGAAGUUUGGUGAACAAAUGGUUAGUAGUUCAGAAGGUACAAGAGCUCUAGCCUUGCAGUUAUGCCGUGAAUUUGAGGACAAAUUUUUGCAACAUCUUACUGGAGGCGAGGGUAAUGGUUGGAAAGUUGUUGCCAGUUUUGAAGGGAAUUUUCCUAACAGAAUCAAGCAACUUCCUAUUGACAGACACUUUGACAUAAACAAUGUUAAGAGGAUUGUCCUAGAAGCAGACGGAUAUCAACCUUAUCUUAUCUCUCCAGAGAAAGGUUUAAGAUCCUUGAUUAAAGGUGUUCUUGAACUGGCAAAGGAGCCAUCACGAAUGUGUGUUGAUGAGGUACAUCGCGUGCUUGUGGAUCUUGUUUCUGCUUCUGCAAAUGCAACGCCUGGUCUUGGAAGGUAUCCUCCAUUCAAGAGAGAGAUUGUGGCAAUUGCAAGUUCAGCCCUGGAGGAAUUUAAAAAUGAAUCCAAAAAAAUGGUGGUUGCACUAGUUGAUAUGGAACGUGCAUUUGUUCCACCCCAACACUUUAUUCGUUUAGUGCAGAGGCGGUAUGGUCAAUAUAUUACACUUGUUGCUUUUUUUUUUUUUUAUCAUUAUGAAUUCAUAAUCUUAAUGUCCUUAAUGGGAGUAUUAAUUUGUUUUUCAUACACGAGACUCUUAGGAUGAAUUUGAAACUCAUUA
Messenger RNA from Cajanus cajan (pigeon pea), 710 nucleotides. NCBI's taxonomy places the organism in Eukaryota, Viridiplantae, Streptophyta, Magnoliopsida, Fabales, Fabaceae. The record is from RefSeq and is a predicted model, not a curated record.